AUGGGCGGCGGCGGCGGCGGCGGUGGCGGUGACGUGGUGUGCAACAUUUUUACAUUUACCUUGUCUCUGAUGAUGAUAAUUUUCUUGUCUUCCAUUUCUUUAUCUUAUGCAUACGACCCAUUAGAUCCUUAUGGCACUGUAACUAUCACUUGGGAUUUCCUCACGCAGAGCGACACAGAUACGUAUGACAUAAAAGUAUCGAUAUUCAACCUGCAACAAUACAGGCAUGUCGAACUCCCAGGAUGGAGACUCAAAUGGACGUGGAACAAAUCAGAAGUGAUUUGGGACAUGCGUGGUGCUGAGGCAGUUGAACAAGGAGACUGCUCAGCGUUUAAGGGUUCCGGCGCUGGAGAUCUUCCUCAUUGCUGCCUGAAGCGGCCCGUCAUCACUGAUCUGCUUCCUGGAACUCCUUACAACAUGCAGUACAAGAACUGCUGCAAGGGAGGUGUUUUGUCAUCCAUGAACCAAGACCCUUCCAAGUAUCUCUCCUCCUUUGGGAUGAGCAUCGGCAACUUCCAUGCUAACCCCGCAGGAUCAAACAAAUCUUUUGAUAAGCUUAACCUUACAAUGCCUACCGAUUUUAGUCUUGGGAUUCCUGGUUACACCUGUGGAGACGCAUUUCGUGUCCCCCCAACAAGGUAUUCUGAUGAGAAAGGACAAGGACGCCGUUGGAAACAAACCCUUGAGACAUGGAACAUCACAUGCACCUACUCUCAGUUCCAGGCUUCUCGCGCUCCCAAGUGCUGCGUGUCCUUGUCUGCCUUCUACAACACCACCAUUGUUGGUUGCCCUCGUUGCAGUUGCGGAUGCCAAAGACUAGGAGGAGCCAAAUGUAUCGAGUCUGGUGACAAGCCUCCUCCUAGUGUGUUGAAACUUCCAACAGAGCAACAAGCAGCCAUAUCGCCUCCUCUGGUAACAUGUUCACAGCACAUGUGCCCCAUCAGAGUUCACUGGCAUGUCAAGCAGAGUUAUAAGGAGUAUUGGAGGGUGAAGAUCACAAUCACCAAUCUCAAUUUUCUCAAAAACUAUUCUGAUUGGAACUUAGUUGUUCAGCACCCAAACUUAAAAAGCGUCAGGCAGCUUUUCAGCUUCAAUUACCAUCCCCUAACUACUUACGGAAACAUCAAUGACACGGGCAUGUUUUGGGGCAUCAAAUUCUAUAACGAUAUGAUUCUAACGUCGGGAAACCAAGGGAACGCACAAUCAGAAAUGUUGCUGCACAAGGAUGAAGGAAUUUUUACAUUCAGAGAAGGAUGGGCUUUCCCAAGAAGAAUUUCCUUCAAUGGGGAUGACUGUGUCAUGCCCCCUCCAGAUGACUACCCCACACUUCCCAAUAUUGCAGCAACCCUCAAGCCUUACAUGCUAUUAGUCUCCUUCAUGUUCCUAGCAGUAGCAUCACUGGCUCUUUUCUGAUUUUGAUCGGUGGCCGGAAUAGAUUAAAUGGUGUUCUACUUCUGUUGUGCACCUGGCUAGUAAUAAGAGAAUCAAUGCAACAUUCCAUUUAGUUUAGAG
Messenger RNA from Fragaria vesca subsp. vesca, 1512 nucleotides. Its product is annotated as COBRA-like protein 3-like. Gene Ontology annotation, cellular component: plasma membrane. The coding region runs from base 1 to 1413 and encodes 470 amino acids. Lineage: Eukaryota; Viridiplantae; Streptophyta; Magnoliopsida; Rosales; Rosaceae. Gene Ontology annotation, biological process: plant-type cell wall cellulose biosynthetic process; cellulose microfibril organization. The record is from RefSeq and is a predicted model, not a curated record. The transcript is spliced from 5 exons.